Symbiodinium sp. CCMP2592 is the source of this 3126-nucleotide messenger RNA. Lineage: Eukaryota; Dinophyceae; Suessiales; Symbiodiniaceae. The record is from the annotation of a GenBank genome assembly.
AUGGCCGACAACACAAACUUCAAACCUGCGUGGCAUUAUGACCUUGAAGACGGCGAUGCCAUACCGGUGGGAGACCGCUUAAUGCGUGUGACAGACAUCUGCUUCACGCAGAGGGAUGUCAACGACAGCUUCUCCGAUUCACGACGCCCGAUCAUGGAGUUGAUAGACGAUCUGUUGCAAGGGCGCAAACACCCACGUGAGGUGCCCCGAAUUCGGGUGGCUUUCCCAGGUGCCGAAGGUGGCUCCUUCGGGAAGUCCUUCUACUCUGCUGACAACAGGCGCUUGUUCGCUUUCAAGCAUUGCAAUGUCGACUGGGCUCCUGUUCGGGUACUCCGCUGGGAGAAGCAGCACGAGUUUGAGAUGAAGGCCAAGAAGGGAGAAGCUGUUCGAGCAGAGGGCGGUGGUCAUCUUGCCGGGAUGGUGCAACGGCUAGCAGACCAGCCCCUUCCGCGAAGCCCUGUGAUGCUCGAAGCACGGAGCAAAAUCAGCCUUUACAUGGACGAAGAUGCUCAGAGGCUACACGAUGAGCUGCGACACGCAACAAAACAGCGAUUCUUGAAAGAGAGCGAGAAUCGAGAAUUCCUCGCGGACUGCAUUGGGAAGGAAUGGAUGUUUGUUGUACAAAUCCAAGACCAGAUGAUGCCAGCAACUUUGAUGAAGGCAACGCCAGAUGGUACUUUCGAAGCGUGCAUCUGGAAUGGUCAAGACACGGUCUUUCACCCAUGCUUGCUGCCGAGUAACAUUUGGCUAAACAGUCAGGCGCCUGCCCCACGGCAGCUCGCUUUGAAAGAUCUGGCAUGUUCAAGCUUUAUUGUCCCAAGCGACUUGAAUGCCAAGUUGCCCAUCCCCUGGUGUGCAAUCUGCAGCAGGCGUAUAGGGUCAUCUUCGAAGGAUUUGAAGCGGCACGAGAGGGACCAUCCGGGCGCCUUCAGGUGCUUGGACUGUCCAAAGCAGUGCAAUUGCAGCGAAGACUUGCGGCGCCAUUCCAGGAAGAUGUCCCACCGAAUCCCAAUAACGUUUUCGCCGAAGGACACAUACUUCUGCCGAAUUGGUGCCGAAGCUGACAGCUCUGAUGACUCGCAAGAACCAGGCCCGUCAUCUGCAUCAAGCCACGGUGAGCCGCUGCCCGGCACUUUCGUUGAACAGCUCGCGCCCAUCCAUUUUGCAUGGUUUGCGGUGAAGGGCUACCAGGACCCAAGCAGAUGCGACAGCACGAGAAAGCUUCACAUCCGGAUCGGAUUUGAGACGACAUUCCCGAUCUACCGGCUCGAUGCCACAGAGGCCGAGGACUUGCCUGCGACGCAGAGAGAGGCCUCGGCAAAGAAGGGCUUGAACUUGGCUGACCUGGGUGCAACUGUCGUUCCUGACUUGUGGAAGGACCUAGAGGAGAAGAACAAGGAGGCGGAACUGGCAGUGGAUGCUGCAAAUGCUGCUGCCAGUGAGGCGUACAGGGAUGAGAAGAAGAAGUCUGCGGCAUCAGGUGAGACCAGAGGGGCUGAAGUCUCGGGGUGUGGCCUGUUCGGCCAGCCCGACAUCUCUGAGAUGCAGCAGGUGCAAGGCGCCGUACUGCUCCGUUCCAUGUCAACGGCAGCAUUGGCCGCAGCACAAGCAAAGCUGCACCACGUGGCGCCAACACCCUCUGCUCAUGACUUGCGACGCGAGCUGAAGCCAUUUGCUGCCAAGGGCUGGCAGGACUUUCUCGGCGAGCUUGGUGCGUCGAGCAAGGAGCAGGUGGAGAGGGUGAAGCAUCGCCAGUGCUUUGGCGUGGCAACGCUAGAGGCGCUGCACAGCUUGCCUUCCUUCGCGCGACUAGAGCCAGUCAAUGGGCGUUGUGUGAUGUGGGUGCUCGGAGCCCGCGAUGGCAUCGAGAAGCGCCAAAUCGUUCAAGGAGGCUGGCAGCGGCUCUUCGAGUCCUUGGAAGUGGGCUGGGACGUGGUUCUCGUCGGACCCGAGAUGAGUGAGGACAAGGCAGUCCUCACACACUCGGGCAUCAGGGUCUACACCUUCGCAUGCCUGGCCCACGAAGCUGUGAUGCCCCAGCAUCUGCAGCGUCCCACCUUCAUCUGCGCAUUCAACUCAGGCCUGGGUGCAAGUGUGCCAGUGCACAUGAAACCUUGGAUCCAGACCUUGGUUCAGCUGCUUGCAAUGGGUCGACCGCUGUUGCUGACGUGCUUUGGCAGCUACGAGGCCAGACUGGAAGCCUCCGUUCUCAAUGCGCUGCAGGCGCAAUACAUGCCUCACAAGCAGGGCGGCUUCGGUCACGUGCUCGAGGCCGACAAGCCACUGAGCAUCUGCAACGCUUUAUUCACUUGGGUUUUGGGGAGCUCCAUACCUGAGCCGCUCUUGUUAACGGACGUCAAGAGCUACGUUGAGAAGCAGCUGGAAGCGUCGCAGCUGCUGCUCUUUCUGAAGGAGCUGCGGAGCCACAUCCGGAUUCUGCAGGAUCCGGACGGCUCUGCUCAUGCUGGCUGGGCCGAGAUGUAUGAUGGCAGGUUCAUCCCAGCCAUUAAGCAGGCCCUCGAAGAAGACGAUGACGACAGAGGGGGCAUCCAGCAGAUAGUGCGCUGCACGAUGAAGACCAUCGCGUCGGCCUGUGCUGUGACUGCCGCCUCACGGCUCUUUCUGUACCUGAGUGGCUUGGAACUCCUGCGCUGCUUCAAGCGCUGGGCCGAAAGUGCUCCCUGGACUUCGCACGCCUGGAUACGGGAAGAGACCCUGGAGUGGGUGAGUGAAACCCAAGAGCUCCUGGAGCGCUUGGGCUCCGACUGCCAGAGCCUGGAGCAGAUCUCGCAAGAUCAGGAGAUCAACACUUUCUCUGCAUCUCUGCAAGUUCGGCUGGAGAGUGGCUGCGUUCUUUUCCAAGAGCCGAGUUUUGCUUCCCGAGUUGUUGCGCGAGUGGCACGAGGCCACCCCUUGCAAGCAGAUGCGCACAAGGGCCUUUGGAUCCGUGUCUCUCACCAAUCGGGAGCUUGUUGGCUGCACGGUUACACCGAGGAGGGACACGUCUGCGACAUUACAUACUGGGACGUGAAAGCCUGGGAAAGCAAGAGUCGCCCCGCCUCACAGGGCUCCUUCGGGCUUUCAUUGGGCCUAGGCUGUUUGUGGAAAGGGCUUCGUCCAUGCUAG